Messenger RNA from Rhincodon typus (whale shark), 7996 nucleotides. RefSeq names its product myelin protein zero-like 1 like (gene mpzl1l). Gene Ontology annotation, cellular component: membrane; cell surface; focal adhesion. The record is from RefSeq and is a predicted model, not a curated record. Bases 1 to 573 code for a protein of 190 amino acids. Lineage: Eukaryota; Metazoa; Chordata; Chondrichthyes; Orectolobiformes; Rhincodontidae. The transcript has 5 exons.
AUGGCUGUGUCUGUCCCUACCUCUGCAAUUUCCACCAGCCCUAUUUUAUAUUAUUUAGCGGGACAAUCUAAGUCUCAAGUUCCUGACCACAUUGUUUGGGAUGGUAAUGUCAACAGGAGUGAUGUUUCCAUUAUUAUAAAAAAUACUGAUUUUAAAGAUAAUGGAACCUAUACCUGUCAAGUGAUCAAUCCAUCUGACUUCAGUAAGACUGCUGCAGAAAUUCUCUUGAAUGUUGUUGAACAAGGUUCUUUACCCAAACAUCCCAUCAUUGCAGGUGCAGUCAUUGGAGCAGUUGUAGGAUUACUGCUAAUUAUUGGCAUUGUGUACUUUAUCAAGAAAAAGAAAGAUGACCAACGGAAUGCUUAUAUUAGUUCUAUAGAAAAUGUCUUCCCAACUGAACAACCUCUGAGAAGUUCAGCAGUAUCAGGUGUGAAGGACUCAAUGAAUCAUAGUUCUGUUGGCCCAUUCCAGGGGCCAGUAAUUUACGCUCAACUAGAUCAUUCCGGACAAAGACAUUCCAACAAAAUCUACAAGUCUGAUUCAGUAGUUUAUUCUGAUAUCCAGAGAUCUUGAUUUAUAAAGUCGCAAUGUAUUUAACUAAAUAAUCUGAACAGAGGAACAGGUAUGAGUAGCUGAAAUGCCAGCUACUGUUUGAUUUGUUUUUUUUUCCUGUAACAUCUAGUAGUUGAUUUUCUGGAGAGGGAAAAACUAUUUUAAGUUUUAAAAAUGUGAUAAUAAGGGACCAUGGUUAGGAUGGUAAUCAUCCAUUUGUGAAAAUAUAUCAGGCUUUAUUUGGAAAGCUACAGUGAAUUGGGAAUGGAUCUGCUUUUCUUAGUAGCUUAAAUCUGGGGAUUUGCCACAUCCAAGUGACUUAAUAACUGAUGCAUUAUGUUAUGAACAGGUGAGGAGAAGUCACAGCUUUCCUCUUUUUAACCAACAUUUUUAACAAGAAAUUCUUCUUUAUCACGUAACUAUUGCACUUUAAACUUAGUUAGCCAGUUCAAAAGUGAAGGACAGCAAAAUCCAAAGUUUUCUCAGGCAAAAGAGGAUGGAGUAUUAAUGCCUAUUACCCCAAAACAAGUGAUAAUAAAAUUCAACAACCAACAUAAAUACAACAUAAAUACCAAUGCUGAAAAUCAAAGAAAAGUAGGUGGGGGUGUGUACUAAAGACAGAAAAGACAAGGUAUGAUCUUAAGAGUCCUUUGGUUUGAAAAAAUGAAAAGACCUGAGUCCAACUAUUUGGCUACUUCUUGUUUUGUUUCCUUUGCAGUGGUGAAGCUCAGAUAAUCUAGCGUUCUCAGGAAAUCAUUGUUGUUCCAAGUUGCUUUUCAUCAGCUGGUUUCUCAGUUGGACGGAGAUUAUGAGAAGCAGGCAGUGGGAAUAGUUCCCCGUAUUCAUGCUGUUAGCAGUCUAUGUUGUUUUCUCCCUUCUGCUUUUUGCUUAAGAGCUUACUGUUAAUGUGCUGUCCCUUUGCUUAUUCUGGUGUCUGUGUAAUUGUUUCAUUUCAAGCUUGAUAGUUAUAAACAACUUUUAAUGGGAGAAAAAUAUAUGAAAAUUUUGUCACGCCUCACUAAAUUUCACAGCCUCUUGAUUAAAAUGGUAAUUUCAAAGUAGCUGGUUUUAUAUAUUUUGUGUGGGUUUCCUGUGCUUGGAUGAUGGUCACAGCAGCUAUUUUAGGUGAGCAGUAUUCUUUUAGUCCGUGAAUUAAAGUCAAGUGAUGCAAGUUGAAUAUUGGUAGCCCAUUUUCACUGCAAUCAUAACAGUUAUAAAACAUUUCUAAUACGUGGGCCUCAGCAAACUUGUGCUUCCCUUUAACUCGUGUGACUGCAACCUUACUCGUGUCAUUUCUGGCUGUGAUAACUGUUCCAGCAAAGAUUUGAGAGUUUACACUCUGAAAAACAGAAACAAAUUGAUAAUGCUGUCUUGCUAUUCUAAAUAGAAUACGUAUUUUGAGGAGCAAAAUAUGCCUACUCUGGAAAUUUUCAGUAUCUUCCACUCCAGAUCACUCGUGCAAUUAUCUGGACUACCGACUAGAAUUGGAGAAUGUGGAGAAUAAUAAUGUAGUCUGCACAUUUGAGUUAUAAUUCAAAACAUACACUACCACUGACAUUUUGCAAAAUAUUGCCUACUGCAAGAUUGGUUAAAUUAGUGUUUUUAUUCACUUAGGUGUUAUCGUUAUGGAUGAUGCUACAGUGAAAUAGAUUUUCUAUAACAGCAUAAAGCUGAUUUCAGAAAGCUUUGGAGCUUCAUGGUGACAAUGUAGGCAAGGUCUUAUAUUGAGGCUAAGCUUUACUUUAAAACCAUGCCAUUUGAUAAAUAGAAUUAAUUCACUGGCUUUUACCAUCACUUAUUAACUUGCAAAACAAGAACACAGUGGAACAUUCUUCACUAUUCAGCAUUUUGAAAUGCAUGUUAGUGAAAUGAAAUUUGAGUAGUAGAGACUUUGGAUUUUUAGACUUGUCAUAUUUAUGGAUCACUUCUUACAUCUGUAAAAGCUUGACAAAUCAUACAUUUACAUAGAUUGCUUGUUGCAUACCUGCUGAAUAGCUCAGAUAAUCAACAGCUUUAGUUUCUGUAAAUUUUGGGUAAUUAAAAUUGACAUUAUUGUACAGUAUUUAGGAUUCAAAACUAAAAUAGUAAAGCAUUCUAAUAAAAGCAAGACCUUUCAGGCAUUUAAUAGAUGAGCAAGAUAAAGUCUCAGGAGAUGAUGCUGAAUUGAUGCCUUGCUUCAGUCUUCACCAAAGAGGCUGAGAAGAGUUAAAAUGGCCAAUCUGGAGAGAGGUCCCAACUGUUAAGAUAGAAAAAAGGAUACUAAACAGUGAUUUAACUGUAGUAGAACAGCUUGGGUAAGGGCCUAGUAAUGUUUGGAGCACAAUCUUCAAUACUAUUGCUAAUCUGGAGAGAGGUCGCAACUGUUAAAAUAGAAAGAAGAUGUCAAAUAAAUGUAGCCGCAACUUGAGAACGAGCUGCCUCUUGUAUAUUAGCACAGAUUUUGUAUUGUCUGUUCCUAAUAGAUAUAUUGUUUUAUGUCUAUAAAAUUUCAAAUUUUAAAAUAUGUCAUUGAUUUGUACUUUUUAAAAUUCUUGCCCUUUUUAUGAGUUUGGGGCUGGGGGAAAGUCAGCAGAGAGAGAUAGAGGAGUCGAGGAUGUAAUGUCGGUAAUGCAGGGGAAGAAGCAACGGCAACAAAUAGGUUUGACCUGGAAUGACAAUGCUCACACUGCAAUCACCAACACAGAUGGCAAUUUGAUUGACUCCAAUUGAUAUCAAGAAGCAGUUGAAGGCACUGGAUGCUGCAAGAUAUAUGAGCCCAUAAUCGCCACAUUCCAGUAGUAUUGAAGAUUUGUGCUCCAAAAAUUACUAGACCCUUACACAAACUGUUCCAGUACAGUUAAAUCUCUGGCAUUUGUACGCCAACAUGGAAAGUUGCUCAGUCUGGCCAAUUACUAUCCCAUAAGUCUACUCUUGAUCAUCAGCAAAGUGAUCGAAAAUAGUUUCAGAGGUAGUAGGAACUGCAGAUGCUGGAGAAUCUGAGAUAACAAGGUGUAGAGCUGGAUGAACACGGCAGGCCAAGCAGCAUCAGAGGAGCAGGAAGGCUGACGUUUCGGGCCUAGACCCUUCUGACAGUGGCAUCAAGUGGCAUUUAGUCAACCCUAAUCUGAUCCCAGUGCCUAGCUUGAGUUAUGCUGGGGUCAUUUGGCUCAAGAUCUCUCUACAGCCUAGGUCCAAACAUGGACAAAAGAGCUGAACUGAAAAGAACAUGAUUAGUCGCCCUUUACAUGAAGACAGUAUUUGACUGAGUGUUAUAUUAAGGAAACUUGGUAAAAUCUAGGUCACUUGGAAAUGGAAGGGUGGAGAAACUCCUCAAUAGUUGGAGUCAUACUAAGUAUAAAAGAAGGUGGUUGUGUUUGUUGGAAGCCAAUCAUCUGAGCCUCCUGAUAUUCUGCAGGAGAUCUUUGGUUUAUGUCCUAAACCCAACCUCAGUUGCUUUAUCAAUGGCACCUUCCAUCCAUCACUAGGUAAAAAGGGCAGAUAUUUGCAGUUAAUUGCAUUAUCAUUUGUAACUUUAAAGAUACUGAAACUAUCUGUGCUCAUAACAGCAAGAGCUGAACAGUGUUCAGGCUUGGACUGAAAAGUUCAAGUAACUUUUAUUUCACACAGUAGCAAUGAUCGUCUCCAAGAAGAAAAUCUAACCAUCUCCCCCUGAUGUUUAAGGGCAUUGGAGUGAUUGUAACAAGGUCAUCCAGGUGGAUUUCGUGGAAUGCAAGUUCCCUGAUUGGGGCUGUUAUUCUAGUUAAAUCAGAGAGCCCUGGGUGACAAAUAAGAAGGGAAGUGGCAGAGAUACUGACACUCUGAUAGCUGACUCUGAAGAGGCAGUACAGAAAUCAAGGACUGUUCGUGUGUAAAUGAAGGGUGACAUGGUGAUGGGAUACUGGCCUCUGGUGUUAUUUCACUGAAUUCUCUACUGUCAACAUUCUGGGGUUACGAUUGACCAAAAACUGAUUUAGACCAGAACAUAAAUACUGUAGAUACAAGAACAGGUCAGAGAGCAGGAAUUCUGAGGCAAGUAAUCUCUUGACUCAAAGCUACAAAGCCUCCCCAUCCUCUACAAGACACAGUUUAAGCAUGAUAUUCACUUAUUUGAUGGCUGCAGCUCCAGCAACAUCCAUGACAAUGCAGUCCACUUGAUUGGGCCCCAUCCAUCAAUUUAAACAUUCACACAUAACACAGUGUCAGGUCUGCACCAUGUGCAAAAUGCAUGCAGCAGCUCAUUGAUUCUCCUUAGCAGCACCUUCCACACCACUUCUACCAAGCUGAACGGACAAGGCCAGCAAACGUGUGGGAGUGCUGUCAUUUCACAUUUCCCUCCAAACCACAUGCUGUCCAAUUUGGAACUAAAUUGCUGUUCCUUCACUUGCUGGAUAAAAGUCCUGCAACUCCCUUCCUCACAUCACUGUGGGUAUACCUGCACCAAUUCAACUGUAGUAGUUCUAAAAGGUAGCUCACUAUCCACGACCUCAAGUGUGAUUAGAGAUGGACUGCACAGGUUGGCCAUACCAGUAAUACCCACAUAUCUUGAAAAAAUUAUUUUAGUAGUUUUGUAUGUGAAUUCUAUUAUAAAAGCAGAUAGUUAACCCCUUGUCAGCACAUAAAUGAAAAAUUUGAAGAGACAGCCUUUGUAUUUACGUACUGUGGUCACAGCCAUUAACUAAUGCAUGGAUGAAGGCCUCUGCGGUGAAUGCCUGUGCAAAAAUAAUAUAUUUUGUGACUUUUUUUUUCUUUCUAGCUUUAUGCUAAACUGAUUUUUUUUAGUUGCUAUUUUGUCCCUUACUGACUGAAGUAGAAUGUUGCUUGUAAUUUUUUUUUGCAAGACAACCACUGCCAACUAUUGUGUUGCUAUUUGCAGUCUCAUUUGAAGUUCAGCUCUAGUAUCUCAUGUUUAAUUACUAGCUAAUUAAUUCACUAUGCCUUUUUCCCCCAAAUUGCUUAAAUUACACUUCUCUGGAAACUAGUCUGUAACUAGCUUGGAAUUCCCGAACAGCAUUGUGGGUCUACAUACGGUGCACGGACCAUAGUCUUUUAAGUAGGCAAAUCACCACCUCCUCCUCCAGGGUAACUAGAGAUGGGCAUUAACUGCUGACUCAGCCAGUUACAGCUACAUCUCAUGGAUGAACUAAAGAAAGCGUAUUAUUGGACACGACAGUUACACCAGUCCAGGGGUCUUUGGUUAGUGUAGGAAAAGAGAAUGUGACCACAUGAUAUAUCUGCAAUGGUGGGUGAGCAGCUGACCAGAUACUUAAAUAGCCAUAUUAAUUGUGUUUAGCAAAACUUCUUGCUAAGAGGAGUAAGCUAACUCAUGUGAGAAUAUAAUUGGAGGUACCUUGGUGAAUGGUGAAUCAUUCUUUGGUUCAAUAGUCUGAUAAGGAGUUAAAACAUUUAGUCUGGUUAGAUGGCCUUAUCAACAGCCUUAAGAAUUAAUGUCUGAUACCCGACAGACAAUAAGGUUCCUGACUAAGUGAAAUGUCUGAGUGUCUAACUCUUCAUAGGGAGCUGGAGGACGCAAUAAAAGAAUUGUCCUUAAAUUGCUGUGAUGAAGUGAUUGGUUAAGGACAAAAAUCACACAUUAGGGUUGUAAGGACCCCAGAGUAGUAGAAAGAUAACUUGAGGCUGGGCUUCUCUCCAUGUCUGAAUAAAAUAACUCUAUGUACAAUAGGACAUUUUUUAUUUAAAGGAUAAACUUUACAGGACUGUAAUUUCAUUGUGAUGCAGAGGACUUCUAUGAGUAGAGCCAUGCAGACUUCAGUCAGACACCCUUAGUUCAAAGAAUUAGAACAUAGGUUUCACUCUAUAUAUUUAAAAUUCCCUCACUAGAUGGCAUUCCAAAUAAAGCUGAUAGAAAUAUACUGCAAUCAAAGCUUCAUUGACUAUUCUAACAAUUACAUUUUGCUACCAAGUCUGAAUUCUGCAAUUGAUGUUUUCACUUUAUAUAUAUAUAUAUAAUAUAGACCAAUGGAACCUGUUUUCAGCUUUGCUAAUUAUUUUAUUGUCGCUCAUUUUAUAUUUAGGUCAAGAUUAUCGAACUAUAGCUUCUGUUUGCUUUAUAUGCAACCUUUGAAAAUAUCAAAAUUAUGUAAUAACCUGUGUGUAUUUCCAAGUAUGUAAAUAUGCAAGCUCAAUUAUCUGCAAUGCCUGUCAUUUGCCUUAAAUAAGGAAAAAUGGAUUGUAAUUGCAUAUUGGUACAAAUCAGAAAAAUCAUCUUAUUUAAAUAUUUAAUUUCACUUGAUGUAAUCUGAAUUUUGAAGACAAACAUUCCAGAUAGUCUAUUUGUAAAAUCCAUUUGGUAGAUGCCACUUAGGAAUCUAUGAAAAGAUUAACAAAUUCGAUCAUGACUUCACUCAAGGCACAUGCCUUACAACUACUGUAACAGUAUUUAGUAAAUAAGUAAGAAAAAGGUGAUAAUGAUCAUUUCUCAGGAUAACAAAAGCAAAUUUGUGCAGUGAAGUUAGUGCACAUAGGAAGUCCAAGAGGGAAAUCUAAAUGGGUUCUACAGAGAAGUGAUCAAUUCACUGAUGCAGUAGCUGUGAUGGUUUGCUUCUACAUUAUUCUUGAGUAGCAUGUACCUUAAAUUGAUAUUCUUCGUUAUGUAAUGUCUAAAAUUAUAUUCUACCAAUCUUGUAUUCAAAGUCUUGUUCAGAUAUUCUAGAAUUGCUGAAGUGCAUAUAAUCAGUUUGUUUGCUAAAUUGUUUUGCCUAUAAACUGUUAUCUACUUGUCUUAACUACAAGAAUUUAUUUCAUUGUUAAAUAUGAAGGAUAUUUGAAAUUUUAAAUGUAUAAAGAAAACGUUUUACCCCAAGGCUCAUGACUGUUUGUUUGACAGAAUUUCACAAAAUUGAACAAAAUAAAUUACUUCAAAAACUGAAAGAAUUGCAGAUGCUGGAAAUCAGAAAUGAAACCAGAAAUUGCUGGGAAAACUUAGCAGAUCUGGCAGCAUCUGUGGAGAGAAAUCAGAUUUAACGUUUCAGGUCCAGUGACCCUUCUUCAGAACACAAAUUGUUAUGAGGAUUAUCAUGUAAAUGCUUUCCAUGCUUUUAUUUUACAGGAUGAGACCUAUUGAUUUCCACUGGUGGCAUAUUUGUCACCACUAAAAUUUGUAAGAUUUGCUGCUGCUGGAUGGAUUAUUUCAAUAAAGGAUUGUCCUAGGAAUUUUAUAUGAAGAUAUAGUAGCCUUCACCACUAAGAAUGUUCUUGCUAACUUUCUGGUUAAUUUUGGACAUUAAAACAAGUAGAUUUAUCAUGAAGACAUGGUGGAACAGUUUGGCUUGUUAAUUGCAUCUAUGAAAAAUUGUCACCGACAUUGCCUGGAGGCAGGAUCUUACUUACUCAGAUUGUGUAAAGCUCGUCUAUAAAGAGUUGUUCAUUAUUACCAAACAGGAGUACGAUCAACUUUUACCGUAAAGUUUUUUCUCUUAUCCAAAAAUAUAUGCUUUCUUUCUCUUUA